GGUGAAGCAUAAGAUGCACCCGUCAAUGUAUGAUGAUCAUACUGGAUCUGAGAGAUUAAGAUGUAGCCAGAGGAUCCUUUCAGCAAAAGAGUCUCGAGCAUUUUCUUCCAAAACACGAGCUUGUUCAGAGUCAUCAUCCUGUGGUACACAAAGCGACUUAGAAGACCACUUUGACAAAGAAUCCGGAUCCUUAUCCACAGAAUCAGUGUUUGUUUAUCUAAAUGACAAUCAAAAUCGAAAACGAGUCCCAGUGGGCCCAUUUUUUCAAGCAGAUGUACCGAUAUGGACUGGGGAGAUUUCUGAAAGUGACAGUAGUUGGUGUGGCUCACGGGUUUGGCCUCUAGAAAGUGGGGACAGAAGCACAUAUCUAAUUGAAAGAGAACGCAUUGGGAAAGGAAGGCAAGAUUCGUGUGGCUGCCAACACCCUGGUUCUGUUGAUUGUGUCAGAUUCCAUAUUGCUGAGAAGAGGAUGAGAGUGAAGCUUGAACUUGGCUUGGCCUUCAAUCGUUGGAAAUUCGAUAAAAUGGGUGAGGAAGUUGCACUUUCUUGGACGAGGGAGGAAGAAAAAAGAUUUGAGGGCAUAAUUAAGUCAAAUCCACCGUCUCUUGAUAAGUGUUUCUGGGAUGAAAUUGUCAAGUCUUUUCUUAACAAAAGGAGGGACGAGUUAGUGAGCUACUACUUCAAUGUCUUUCUUCUACGGCGCAGGGGUUACCAGAAUAGGUCCACUCCAAGAAACAUUGAUAGUGAUGACGAAGAUUCAGAGUUUGGUUCGUUGACUAAUGGAUUUAAGCGUGAAGCAGCUAAAUCUCCGGGCUCCAUUUUCCGUUCCCCAAAGAAACCACACUUGAAUUUCAGAUAGGUAUAAGGAUCAAGGGUUUUGCUCAGAAAUCUAAAUUCCAUAUUUUUAUGUGGUUUUUCAUGUUCAGCAAUUUCAAUGGAAAUACACCCCUUCAUCACCGAGAAUCACAAGUUUGGAAUGGUAGUUUGAAAGGUAACCUUUGGCUUCAGGUGUUUUUUUGAGAAGGUUGAUGUAGGAGCAUGACGACUGAAGCAGUUGAAAGCGUUUUUGGUUCACGUUUUUUUGUUUUGUUCUGAUUGUGUACUUCUGAUUUUCUGUCCAUUCAUCAUGAUUCCCAACAUGUGGUACAGGUACUAUUGCUUUUCAUACCUUUUCUUUUUUCUUUUUUUUUUGUCUCUCACUGAGUUACUUGAAUGGCAAGGUUGGUCCAAAACCAGAAACCUUAGGAUUGUAGGGAGGACUUAAUUUUAUUGAAGAUAUUGUAGAAUUUGAAUUGUAGUCCAUCUGAGAAAGAGUACAUGCCCUUGUUGGUAUGAGGGUCUUCAAACAUGGUUUGCGAGAAUCUCUUUUGCUUCAACCAUUUGCAUUUUGGUCUCUCCA
Camellia sinensis is the source of this 1399-nucleotide messenger RNA. The record is from RefSeq and is a predicted model, not a curated record. NCBI's taxonomy places the organism in Eukaryota, Viridiplantae, Streptophyta, Magnoliopsida, Ericales, Theaceae.